This is a messenger RNA of Hirundo rustica (Barn swallow), 12291 nucleotides long. It is a transcript of the gene LRRC14B, whose product is annotated as leucine rich repeat containing 14B. The coding region runs from base 17 to 1438 and encodes 473 amino acids. NCBI's taxonomy places the organism in Eukaryota, Metazoa, Chordata, Aves, Passeriformes, Hirundinidae. The record is from RefSeq and is a predicted model, not a curated record. The transcript is spliced from 6 exons. Gene Ontology annotation, cellular component: cytoplasm.
GGAGUCCAGAACAACAAUGAAGUCUCUCCGAUUCAUUAGUGCUGAAGCAUUUGUGUCAAAUGCGGAGUUUGCCAGGAAGAGUCUUGGUGCUGUUGCCCAUGAUCUUUUUCCGCUUCUUUUUAAAGCCAGCUAUUUACUGGAGCAAGGGGAAGUGAUUCAUGACUUGGUAGAGAACUGGCCACUUUUUGAUUUUAACAUGGGAAAACUUUUGGGAGCUACUCUGGACUGCCAGGAUGACCUGAGAUAUAGAACAUGCUCAGUGUGCUUGGAAAGCUGUCUAACAGGGCUGCGAGACUACGUGCUGAAUCAGUCUUCUCUCUGCAUGAAAAAGUUGAGAGUGGUCGACCUGACGGGUAUUAAAGAUGUUGAAGUUCAGUUUUGUAAGUGCAAGAAGACAAUGGAGAGGAACUAUGAGCUGGUUGUGCAGGCCCUGUUGAAGAAAUGCAGUUGUCCACUGAAAAUCUGCUGUGUGGCAUUCAGAUCUGACAACCUAACCUUGCAGAAAUUCUUCUGUAUCAUAAAGCUCACCGAUCCCUCCUUGUUGCACAAACUGGAAAUAGUUCAUAAUGUUCACUUGGAAAUGGAACACUUGGAAAUCCUCUUCAACAGUAUCCACUUCCCUCUAUUGAUGUCCUUGACCUUGCCAGCACGGACAUUUAAUGUGCGGAAGUUCACAGCUACAGAUGAACAGAUGCUAACUAACAUUGGAGAAAAGAUGGGAGAAAUGAUGCAGCUCACUGAGCUGAGUAUGUCAUUUUCUAUACUCACUGGAAGAAUACAGAAACUUCUCAGCCCACUAAAAUCUCCAUUGAAGAUGCUGGAUGUUUCUAACUGCUCCUUGAACCAUGCUGAUAUGGCCUUUUUAGCCAAUAGCUUCCAUGCCAAUCACUUGGAAGUCCUGGACCUGAGUGGUCACGAUAUACCUGAGCUUUUUCCAUCAGCAUUCUUUAAGCUCCUCAGCCACUGCUCUUCAGUGCUCAGGAAUCUUACACUAGAGGACUGUAAUAUCCAAGACACUCAUGUAAACAUGUUGAUUUUAGGUUUAAGUCCUUGUCAGAAACUACAGGAGUUUAAGUUUAUUGGAAACCCACUGUCAUCCCAAGCACUUAAACACCUUUUCACAUUUCUCUGUGAAUUGCCAAUGCUGAAAAAUGUGGAGUUCCCAAUUCCAAAGGAUUGCUACCCUAUUGGAAUCACCUACCCCAUUGAUGAUGCCGAUCUUUGCAGAUUUGAUCACCAAAAAUAUGAACGGGUAGCAGAAGAGCUUAACCUCAUUUUACUCAAAGCAAAUAGAGAGGAUGUGAAGGCUUCAACGCCACUCUUUGGGAGUUACGAUGCAGCUGUUCAGGAGACAAACAAUGAACUGGGAGCUUACUUGAUCAAGUCUUUCAAAGAGACUUUAGAGAAGUUCACUACUUCAUUUAACAAAAUGAGUUAAAUUUGUAAAAUUGUAAAGUGAUGAUGAGAUGAUCUGCCAAAUCAGAACUUAAAUUCUUCUCUAGAAUUGCACCUUCAAUCAUCAGUUGUGAAUUUUCUUUAAUUUACUAUUAUUUGAAUAGCCUCUAAUCACCUGAGGUAUUGCAACUUAUGCUAUUAUCUAUUGCAUAUACCUUACACAAGCACUACUUGCUCAUAAAAGACGAGAGGACACAAUAGCACAUAAUUUUAUACAAAUCUACUUUUUCUCGGUAAAUCAAAUAGAUGUUUAAGUUUGGCUGAUUUCUUAUACAGGUUUCCUUAGAUUUGUCAAGCUGGUCUGGUACCCCUGCAGAAAAAACAGGGAAGUUGUUUCCCAAGUCCAGCAAGAUGUUCAAAAUAUUGUGCACAUAUCUCACAUGUGACCCCUAAACUGAUUUUUUUCCCCUCCUCAUAACCUGAAUUCACCAAUCUGUGUUUUAUGCAGUAAAUUCCCAGUAAUGGAGGAUAUGUAACAGCCUCCGUAUCCCUAUGCUUCUUUCUUCUGCAGAGGCAAAUGCAAUAACCAGAAUUUGUCUUAAUACAUUGCUCUUGGUGACGAGUAAAAUUCCAUACUGAGGAGGCAGCAAAUCAAAUAGUUGGCUGACAGCAGGGAAUCUCAUCCCACUUACCCAGCAAUAUUAAGCAGUCUGUGGGGACUCUGCUGAUGUUCUUGCAAUGUGUAUUUUAGAAAGGCAGACCAGGCACAGCCAUGCCUCUCAUGAUAGAUGGUUAGUGCCCCAAGGUACUCCCUUCCUGAAAUCAGCUUUUUGACUGAUAGAAUGUACCCUGCUCCUUUCACCCAUUUUAAAGAAAGUCUAGGAUUGUGGUAAUACUGCAAAAGAGACUAGUGCUGAAAACACACGCAAAAACCCAAAAAAUUCCCAAUGGUGAUUUAAAAAUGUGGAAAAGAGACAAGGCUGGUUCUGAGUAAGUAGAAGUUCAUCAGUGUAAAACAUUGCCGGUGUUCUAUCAGGACUGUGUAUUCGCUACGGACUUGCAAACAGUUAAGGAAAAAUCGCAUUUAUUUGUCAAGCUUUAGUGCAAGGAAAGUAUUAGAGUGACAGAGUAAACAGUAUCUCAGACUCCACACAUGCAGCACUGGAGCAUAGAUACAGGGGCCAAGCGGAUGUCAGGACAGUAAGGGCAACAAGACGCACAUCUGGGGAGGGUACUAUAAUUGGGUCCUGAGUGUUAAACAAGUGCUACUCAGCUUCUCACCUGUACAACUAGAGACUUGGUUAGCUUCUAGAUAAUAAUAAUAUUAACAAACAAACACAACCCCCCCAAAUAAACAAAAAAAAACAAUAAAAAAACCACCCCCCCACAAAAAACCCCCUCAGGUUAAUGCACAAUUAUCUGCCAUUAAAUAUACUUUAACAGUUCAUGAAAACUGGAUCAAACAUGACAAAGUGCAUGUUUGUAGGAGGAGCUGAAGGUGUCAUUGUAGUAUUAAGGAUCAACAUUAAAAUAACUAGGACAGUUUAUUUGAAACAAUACUGGGCGUCAUCAUCUGAGGGUAAGGAAAAUUUUUUUUUCAUUUAGACAGAGCUGAUUUGUCAAGCUUUCUGUUUAUCUACAGUAGGAGUUUGAAAGCAACUCUUAACCUAAUUUAUUAAAAAAAACCCCAAACAAAACAAGAAUUAAUGGACUGAGUAGCAAGCAAAGCUUACGGGUUCCACAGCAUUAAUUGAAACGAUUUUUUUUUUUACAUCAGCUUACAUUCUAACAUGUUUUAUUGAUUAAACGUAUGAUGGUAAAAUUAAAAGUGAAUUGUCAUGACCUGUUUAUGUUUACAGAGCACUAAAAAUAUAAAAAGGUAGUCUUAAGUUGCUAAACUAAGGAAUUGUGAAUAGUAAAUGACAGAAUUGGGUUCCAUAUGACCUUGCUUAUAUUUGGACAGAAUUCCACAUGUUCCUCUAUCCUUGCCUCUACUCCACCUUUUCUUCCCUCUGACCUUGCCAUUCUUUUCAUCCCAGACUGGACCCAUGACUUCUCAGUCAGAUGUAAGUUACUUGACUUUUGCUCUUCCAGAUGUCCACAUCUUUGUGAUGAGUCGUGGCACUUUUGCUGGGAGAGUGUCGCUGUAGGACAUGAAAGAAAGAUGAAAGACUCAAAAUAUUUUAGAAGGUAGGGAGUAUUGAAAGCUUUAUUGCCUAAUUCUUACUACCUUUUAUAAGGUGUUCCAAUACAGACUUAACAUGAUUGGUGAAUAGUAAUGACACCUCUCUAAGUCCAUUGGUUAAACUAGAGAAACAGCAAAACACCACCUAGAGAAAGAUUGUUUUGAGAAAGGAUAGUUGUUCUGCCAAGAUUGUUUUGAGAAGAAGCUUUCUCAAGAACUUCUCCCUUGGGAAACAGUUAGCAUUAUUAGCAGGUUAAGUCUCUUAGACCAGAAGUAUCAGGCCCACAUCUCACCCUUUUCUGUAAAAAAUGGAAAAGGAAAAAGAACACUUGUUCCCCUCCCCACAUGGCCCUUGCAGAAAGCAGAACAAGUGCAGCACAAGAGGUUCCUUCAGCAAACCAUCAAACAGAACCUCAAUUGGGUACUGACUCAGUGUAGUCAGAGAGAUUUUUAGCACAAGCUGCCAAGGUAGAACACAAGAAGAGCAAAAUGUUCAGUGUCUCCUUGUAGAGGGACCAUCCAAAUGGUCAUCUGCAUCUUCUGCAUCUGAGUCAUCACUCAAAGAUUCAUCCACUUGAUGACUUUCAGUCUGGUCACGGUUUGAAGGUUGCCUGUUGGCCUGAGUCUGCCUUUGUGGUUGCAGGUCAGGACAAACACAUCUUGCAGUAUCUGUGGAUGCACAUGCAUACCCAUGACCUGAAGUGAUAAGCUCACAUGGGCAUUCCCACUGCUUGGUGGUUAAAUCUCACACCCGAACCUUCGCUCGAGGCUGAUGCAUCUCACCCGAAGCCUGCAACAAAAGCGAUGGUUCAAAAUGACAGGAUUAUUUGAAUUCUGUGGCACCGUAAGGUGACUGAUUGUAUACAAAUUUUGCCAAUCAACUAUGCAGGGUUUCACCCUGCAUUCCCUGCUUUUGUUUUUCAAGCGCCCACUUCAAGGUACCAUGAGUGUGCUCAAUGAUAGCUUGACCAGUUGGAGAAUGCAGAAUACCAAAUUUGUGUGAAACACCCCACAACUGCAUGAACUGCUGCACCUUCUGCAAGGCGUAAGCAGGACCACUGUCAGUCUUCACAUUACAAGGUAUGCCUAAAACAGCAAAAGCCUGCCUCCAAUGGGCAAUGACAUAGUGAGGUUUUUCUCCAGUAUGAGCAGAGGCCGACAUAGCAGAAGAGAAAGUGUCAACAGACAAGUCCAUAUAUUUGAGUCAGCCAAAUUCAGCAAUUUGGGUUACAUCUGCCUGCCAAAUCUGCAAGGCCUUGAGGUCUCUGGGGUUUACCCCUGUUGGUAAAGGCGCAGCAAGUGUGUGACAGUCACCAGAAGAAUUGACAAUGUCACGAGCUGGGGUCAACUGAAACUGCUUUUGCAAAGUAUGUGUAUUCUGAUAAUAGAAUGUGAUAAAUGUGAUGCCGUGGCUUGUGCGAGUUUAUCAGGCUGAGGUGCUACCCACAUGAGGUUAGCCAACUUGUCAGCCCUGGCACAACCUUCUGCUAUGAAACCUAGCAGAUUAGUCCCAAUCCGCACCCCCCAAGCCGCCAGCACAUCCCGCCCCCAGUGGUUGGCAAUAGCCACAGUGACAUAAGGCCAAACCACAGAUGACUGUCCCUCUGAGUCUGCGAUUAGCACAGGCUACUGGUUCACAAAACCAUGCCGUUCCAUCCAAUCCUGCGAUGGGCGACUCCACAGGAUCUAGAGGCCACUGCGGAGGCCACACAGAAAAGGAAAGGAUGGUCACAUCCAUGCCCAUGCCAAUCAGGCCUCGAAGGUGAAUUUCUGAUGGGGUGGCACUGGGGAGGCACAGAGUACACAGCAUUUCGGGAUGUCUGUCAGUCAGGAUUGCAGUCCAGUGAACUUAAGAUGGCCUGGUAGAUCUGAAGCAGCCGCCCCCUCAACACCAGUCCUCUGUCCUAGAAACAGAAGACUUAAAAGGCACAAGUUGAGCAAUGCGAGUUUUUGCAGAGAUAGUAAUGGGGGGGUGCGUGUGUGUGUAAACCACAGCACAAAUUUGUCCUGUAAAAUCUGCAUCAGUAAGUCCUAGAUGCACAAUGAUAACCUUAAGGGUGGCACUAGACCUCCCAACAAAGAAGGCACUUUUGCCUUCACCCAGGGGUCCAAAGGUAUCCAGGGGAACUUUGUGUACUUUGCAAGUGUCUAAGAUGACUGUUGCUGCCGUGCAGACAUCAACUCCAGCUGAGCCAUGGGUGCUGGCUGCAAGCUGGCUAAGCAGGCCUGCCUCGGCAUCGGGACCUGGGGAAGUUUUUGUGUCUGUGCGCAUUUCCCCUGAGCACUCAGCUUCCCGUUUCCCAAACUUGGCAAAGGCUGACUAUUGGCAUGGAGUUUUGUCGUACAAGCCUCUGCAUAGUGGUUUGGCUUUCCACACCGGCCACACAAACAUGAGGGAGUUUUUCCUUUCUGCCUUUGUUUUCCUUGCUUUUUGCUGGCUUGUGCAUUCACCUGUUUCUGCUGUCUGCCCUUCGGCCCUUUCCAGGAUGACUGUAAAGUAGUAGCCAAGGCAGCCAUCUUAUAAUCUGUGGUGCCUACAUUAGCAUAAGCUUGGACCAUGUCUGGAAGAAUCCCCAGAGAGGGCCUCAAUAAAAUUCCUGCAAGCUGCAUUGGAGUUGCUUUUUGCAAGCUGUUUGAGCAAGAGUGCUCUCAAAUUUUCAUCUUCCACCUGCUUCUCCAAAGAUGCAGAAAGCUUUUCAACAAACUGCAUGUCCUGGUUUGGGACAAAUUUGGGAAAAAACCCCUGUAUAGGAUCCCUUUAAGGAAGCAAACCCAAGUGGCCCCUCCCUCUAACCGGUCCGGUAAAAAAAAAAAAACAACCCUUUGGAGAAAAGUGGAAAAACUAUUUUACUAAACAAAUGAAGUGCAUACAAGUAUAAAGAAUGAAUAAUAUGAAACAAUAAAACCUCUCCUUCUGAAGUGAGAUGGCAAAUUGAGAAAGUCCUUGCCGUGGGUGUAGCUUGGCUCUCUCUCUCAGUGCCUCUCCUCAGUCCCAGUCUCUCCGGCACUGCUGGAAAAUGCCGAGGUCCAGGCCCCAGUGGGCCGCAGGUGCAGCCCCCAGUGCUCCCCUGGGUUUUCAGUCCAGAGCAGGUUUAAACAGUUCCAAGAAAAAGGAAAAAAAAACAGUCCAGGGAACUUCUCUGCCCUAGCUAGCUGAAACUAACUAAAAGCAAAACAAGAUCUCUGUCCUGCAGUCUCUCCAAGCCUCCGCCGAACACACUGUCCGCAGCAGAAUGUGGAGGAGUCAGGCAGUUUUCUCAAAACAAACUCUGCGCUUCUCUUUGCUCUUAGAACCAGUCUUAAAGGCACAGGACUCAAUAUACAGCACAAACAGAACAGACGAUUGGGGAUACAAGCAUCAUAAAGUUACCCUAGGACACUGCAAAAAAGGCUCUUUUGAUCCUUGGGCUAUAGUCACAAACCUCUGUUUUGAAGCACCUAAUUCUACUGGUUUUUACCAGUGCUGAAAUGCCUGUUUCUGGCACUGGUCCAGCACAUGAGGAGGACAGGUAGCCUGAAAAUCAGGGUUAGCAAAAUUGCCUACGCCUAUCAACUGAUCGCUUCCAACCCCAUACCUGGGGUUUUGUGGAAACAAUUGACUAUUCUGUGCUGCUACCCUGUCCUGGUUUUGAAAGACAGCUGUCUAACAGAGAAAACUAUAGCCUCCCUUGGAAUGGAGAAUGUAAACCCCCUUCCCUCCAAAUAAUUAUAAUUCUGCAAUUAAGGGUUCUCAGGCAAAGACAUGGGAAAUAGGACUAACAGUUCUUUACUAGGAAUAUUUUAAAAAAAAGGAAAAUACAAAUAAAGUAGUACAAAAAAAACCCAACAACAAAAAACCAAAAAACCACAAACAAACAACAAACAAACAAAAAACAACAAAAAACAAACAAACAAACAAAACUCCACAAGCAAGGAAGCAAACAAAGAUCCUGGAAAAAACUCGGACAGAGUCAGGGAUACGACCUGGAACCCUGGUGAUCAGGGUGUUGGAAGCAGUCCAGAUAAAUCCUCCUGGAGUAACAGCUGUGGUUCUGUGGAGUAGACAUGGUCCUGUAGAAAGUCCAGAGGUGAUGAGAUAGGACCAGCCUUCCUCCUGGAAUCCAGUGGAAAAACAGGAUACCUUCUGUCCUUCAGUCCCAGUUUUUAUCUAGCUAGGAACAGUUGGCUCCUCCCCUACUGUGUGGAGUAUCUCACAAUGGGAUGGUGUAAUGUCAUGCCAUUGGUGGGCCCUAAUGGCCCAUUAUCAGAAAAUGUCUACCUGGAGGAUGGAGGGGUGGUGAAAGAAAUAAGAAGCACUGACCCACCUGGUUUUAAUGGCUGGGCCAUUAUCAGAAGGCAUCUUCCUCCUUCCCCGCUAGCGUAAGGAGGAUAACACAUCUCCUAAAAACCAGCUUUCAACAGAUUAAAUAGGAUACACAUUUUUAGGUUACAUAAUCCAAUACAUACCCCUAUAGCCAGCUGCCUCCAGUUAGCUUCAAAAACUUCAAGCUGGAUAGGUUGAGACAACACCGGAGCCAGGUGUCUGGUAUCAUAUGAUGCUAACAGGUCAGCACUGAUGUCUCUAAUCAUCUGUAUUACCUCAGAAGAACCCAGACCAUAUUAAGCCACCUUAUCUUGAAGGUCCAUCAUAGCUUUCCAAGAUAUGACAUGGUGAGUGUCAGGCUGUCCUGAACCAGGAUAAGCCUUAAAUACAGGAAAAGCCUGGAUACCUCCUUGCAAGGUGAUAUUAUUCCUUUGGUCCAGCUCCACAGAUAUCACAGAAGCAGGGACAGACAUCUGGCUGGGGUUCAUAUCCAUAGCACCAGAUACCAUGUUCCUUCCGGUACCUGCAAAGCCAGAAAGACUACCUCCAGACCCCACGAGAUGGUCUACCACGUCCCAGUCCCCCAUUUGCAAAGCUUUGGCUUUCACUUGAUCCCAAAAACGCUUGGGGUCCCUAGAGCGAACCGUAACUUGGCACGGAGGAAGCGUCCAAUGACUACUGCUCGAAGAGGGACCACCGAUUCAGGGUCCUCUGCUCCGACUAAACGCCUGCCUCAGGACGGCUGUGUCGCCGCCCGACCCAAAGUGUCUGAAUAUGCAAAUAAAAAGAACACUGGAAUUCUGGGAACAACUCAAGAACAAGAGACUCUAAAAAGCAGAGAACCAAAGUAAAAUCCAGGACUGAAGUCGCACUUUAGACUAGUGCAAAAGAACAAUUUUGGAGACUCGUCCGGGAUCUGGCCACGCCUGAAGAGGGACCGAAGACGGGACGGCCGCUCGCUCUUCGGACCUCCGGGACAGCUGGCGAAGCGGGAGCAGCCUGGGACCGGCAACGAGGAGGAGCGCCGGAGGUUCUAAAGACUACCUGGAAGGAGAGGAAGUCACUAGAAAAUAUCUAAAAACCAUUGGACAAACCCUAGAAAAUCUCAGAAAGAAAGGCUAUCUUCCUCAAACUUCCCCUUUGGAUGCAAACGUGCAUAAUAUCAAUCCUGGAGAUUGGGUAUUGAUCAAAACGUGGACUAAUACCCCGCUGACCCCGAAGUUUGAAGGUCCCUACCAAGUACUGUUAACAACUCACACAGCAGUGCACACUGAAGAAAAAGGAUGGACCCACAUCACCAGAGUUAAAGGGCCAGUACCCCCUCCUGGAGAGAACCCGAGUUCAGCACCCUCACCGGAUGAAACCGAGUGGACAGUAACACCGCACCCGAAAGACUUGAAAUUAACCUUUAAAAAGAAAUAAGAGAUAACAGAGACUGUGAAAACCUUUUUUUCAGUUGCUUCUCCCCAAAUCAGUGGACUCAAAAAAAAAAAGGGGGGGGGGGGCACAAUAAGAGUUAAUUUAUGUAAACCUAAAUUAGGUUUUUUUUGUAAUUAGCAAUUUAGAUAAGUUUAACUAAUAGAUAUAUUAAAAAAAAAGUAUAAAGUUUUUUUUGUAUUAAUUUUACAUAUAGUUUGAAGUUUAAGGUUUCUUUUUAUAUAAUAAUUUUUAGAUUGUAAGUUUUCUAAGUAGCAAUUUAAAUAAGUUUAAGUAAUAGAUAUAUUAAAAAAGAGUUAAGGUUUUUUUGUAUUAAUUUUAAAUAUUGUUUAAGUUUUAUAAAUAGUGUUUUAAAUAAGUUUAAGUUUUCUUAUAUGUUAAUUUUAAAAGUUGUUAAGUUUUAUAAGUAGCAGUUUAAACAAAUUCAAGUAAUAGAUAAAUUAAAAGAGUAUAAGUUUUUUUUUGAAAACAAAGGUAGAUCUCCUACAGAACAUUCUCUAAGGGCAACUAAAUUAAUAGGGAAGGGAAGUGGAAGCAUGUAAGUGGGUUCUUUAGGAGACCUCUCCACUCCAAGAGGCAAGGCCGGGUGGAGCAAGAGAUCCAGGAAGGAUGGCCCAUACCGGACUCUUGGGAGGGAUCGUACUGAUGAUGUCCAUAAAGCACACCUAUGAAACAAAAGCCUGUACUAACUGCUACCAUCCAGUGUACGAUGGAGAGGAUCUCAGAUCCUUAUUCAGGGUCCAUACUAACGUGAACCCAAACUGCUUUGACCACUCCCAGUUGAAUACUUGCCAAGAGGAUGGAAAAGUUUAUUGGACCACAAAAAACACAGCUAGUUAUGCACAGCGCCUAUUUGGGGAAUGUCCUAUAGGAGACACUUGGUUAUGCUUUGAAGCAGAUCAAAAAGGAUUAAGAGAUAUAAUCAAAGAAAAAGUGUUGACAACAAAAUUUGAAAAAAGCCUAGACAUCCCAUCAGGAAAAAACCUGUUCAUUGACUUAGUAGAAAGAAUCAGUCGAGAAUUAAAUUUAACCGAGUGCUGGAUAUGUGGAGGUACACAAAUGUCUGAAAUAUGGCCUUGGGAGGGAAUUAGUUUAAGCCCUCUAGAAAUUCUAAAAUGGAAACAAACUGAACAGAAUACACGAAGUCUAAGAACAAGAGGAAGAGAGAAGUGGGAUCUCAAAUCUAAAAUCAUUGGGGAAGAAUGUAUCAUGAGGACAGGAACCAGGUAUCAAACCCGUGUAGGAAAAUUAAUGUGUAAAAGGUAUAUAAUAGUGAUAAACUUAAGUGCUAAAUGGGUUCCCAAAGGGCCUAACAAGUAUUGGUCAACUGAGAACACAGAAAAAUGUAUCUUUAAUGAGAGGUAUGAAUUAUAUGAAUGUAUUGACAAAGCUAUAAAUCCUUUUUGGGGAAUAAAAGAACUGUCUCGGUUUUGGCAACAGCCUUUUGAAACUAGGGAAGAUUACUGGGAAGCUCCAAAUCACCUGUUCUGGAUCUGUGGGGAUACUGCUUAUACAAAAUUACCUGGGGAUUGGUCGGGAAGCUGUACAAUAGGGAUCAUAAAGCCAGCUUUCUUCCUAUUACCCAAGAGAUUAGGAGCACACCUAGGAGUCCCAGUAUAUGACAAUCUGGGAAAAGUCGAACGAAAGAAAAGAGAUACUCUAACAAUUGGUGGAGACCAAAAAUGGAAAGGAAAAAUAUGGACCCCAGAAGAAAUCAUUAAAACCUAUGGACCAGCCACAUGGGCACAGGACGGGUCCUGGGGGUAUCGCACUCCAAUCUACAUGUUAAAUAGAAUCAUCAGGCUCCAGGCUGUCCUAGAAAUGGUAUCUAACCGAACAGCUCUAGCAUUAGACCACAUCAGUGACCAACUAACACAAACAAGAGCUGUAAUAUACCAAAUACGUCUGGCUGUAGACUACCUUUUAGCAGAUGAAGGAGGAAUCUGUGGUAAAUUUAAUUCGUCUGAAUGUUGUUUAGAAAUUGAUGAUAAAAGUGCAGUAAUUAAAAACAUCUCAAAAGAAAUCAGAAAGCUAGCCUAUGUGGGAAAUCAAGAGUGGACUCCUUUAAUGGACACCAACUGGUGGAAUAGUUUUUGGUCAUUCAAAGGGGAUUGGUGGAAGAAAGCUGGGUUUAUGAUAAUUUGCUCAAUCACCGGGUUAAUGUUUUUACCUUGUCUAAUCCCAUAUCUAAUUCGAACUAUUACCUCCACAGUCCAAGCCAGUAUCCAGAUCCCUAAAGCAACCAGUCAAAAACAAACCAAAAUGAUGGUGAUAGAGAGUCAAGGACCUGAACAUGAAAAUGCCAAAGAAAUAUAUGAAAAGUUCCAAAAAUGUAGAAAAAUUUAUUUUCAAGAAGAAGAGGUAACAAAUUGAUGCGAGCUAAAGCUCGAUCAAAGAAAUAGAGGGGGGAGUUGUUAUAAAUAAGUUCUAUUCGAAUAAUCUAUGUUUUAGUUACUUAAUUGUUAAGUAAUUUCAUUAAGAUUGUUAAUGCUAGUUCUGUAUAAAGAAUUUGCCUUAUUCCUGUUUUAAUAUUGAUUUAUCACCUUAUUUACUUGUUUGUUAAUUAAGAAUUCACCUUAUUACCUGUAUCUCUGCUCCCAUUCGCCGGAUAGUGUCUGAAUAUGCAAAUAAAAAGAACACUGGAAUUCUGGGAACAACUCAAGAACAAGAGACUCUAAAAAGCAGAAAACCAAAGUAAAAUCCAGGACUGAAGUCGCACUUUAGACUAGUGCAAAAGGUACGGGGGUCCGCCGAAGCAGUUUUAUUUAGUCGCCGUGACCUGAGAAGGAGUCCCCCAUCGCUGGAUGACCCCUGAUCAGCGAAGCGAAACGGACUCCCCGGCAAGGGGAAAAAGCCCGUGAGGGGGGGUGGGAGUCCCCAGCUUUGCUGUGAAGCGAAGCUGUGUGUACCUCCUCCUCCGCGUUGCCAAGAGAGCAAGCAAGCUCUCCCCCAAGGCCAAGCUUGAUAAUAA